AGGGGCGGAGCACGCUCUCUUCCCAGGAGGCUGGCUUGAGCUCCGGCUUGGCCUUGGAAGCAGGGCCGGAGGAGGACGAUGCGCCUGGAGAAGGGCUCCCCCGUGGGGCCUGCAGCCGGACAGAGUUCCAGCUGCCCCGCCACCGCCGGGGACGAGGCCCGGGAAAAGAACAAGCCCUGGAAGAAGCUGAAAAACAUGGUGCAUUGGUCCCCUUGUGUCGUGUCUUUCCGGAAACGCUACCCGUGGGUGCAGCUUGCUGGUCAUGCAGGGAACUUCAAGGCUGGUGACUUUGGACGCAUCCUGAAGAAGUAUUGCCCCAGUGAGCAGCAAUGCUUGGAACGCCUGCUCUGUGAUGCCUUGCAGCCCUACGUCCCAUCAUACUACGGGGUGGUGGAACAUGAUGGAGAGACCUACAUCCAGAUGGAGGAUUUGCUGGCCGGCUUUGACGGUCCGUCCAUCAUGGACUGCAAAAUGGGAGUCCGGACGUACCUCGAGGAGGAGUUAGAGAAAGCGAGGCAGCAGCCUUGUCCACGCCGGGACAUGUAUGACAAGAUGGUGGCUGUGGACCCAGAGGCUCCCACAGCAGAGGAACAUGCCCAGCAAGGCAUCUUGAAACCUCGCUACAUGCAGUGGAGGGAGACGCUCAGCUCCACCACUUCCCUUGGGUUUCGUAUUGAAGGCAUCAAGAAGGCUGAUGGCACCUGCAACACCAGUUUUAAGAAGACCCGGCAAGCAGAGCAAGUCAUCCAGGCCUUUUGGGACUUUGUGGAUAAUAACCAAAGCACUCUGAAAAGCUACCUGGAGCGGCUCAAAGAAGUGAGGAUGGCACUUGAACAGUCAGAGUUCUUCAAAGUGCAUGAGGUGGUUGGCAGCUCCCUGCUCUUUGUCCAUGACCACACAGGCCUGGCUCGGGUCUGGAUGAUCGACUUCGGCAAGACUGUCCCCCUUCCAGAAAAACAGACGCUGACGCACCGCUUGCCUUGGGUGGAAGGCAACCGAGAGGACGGCUACUUGUGGGGCUUGGACAACCUCAUUGCCAUCUUGGAGAACAUGCUAGGAGAGUGAGCAAGCCGUAAUAAAAGACACAUCGCUCUGACAAAACCAGAUGAAGACGAGACUGCUGGCUCGGUCCCAGUGACUUUGCCUUUAAUUUAUUCAGCCAGAUAUGCUACCAAACCUGGGGAAGCCCUGAAAAAUCCUGGAGGAAAACCGGAAAGCACCAGGGCUACCGCAGAAGGACUUCCAAGUUCCCAGAAGUGACCCAGAGCUAGUCACCUUUGGAAAGGUCCUGGUUUUGCGCAACCAGAGCCGUUGCAUCUCAGAGUUAUUUAUUGUUGAUCUGGUUGGGACCCUAACUCUGCUCCAGAAUCUCUCUGUUUCUUGAAAGGAGAUUGCAAAGGUUUCAGAUAAACCUUAUCCCAGGAACCAAAUCAGAACAGAGGCUGUAAGGGUAUCCUGUGUAAAGGUGGACCAUUACUGGGAUGCUGAGUAUAGUAUUUCUGCAAUAAGAACUCAAGAAAGUGGAAAGCAAAAGGGAUGAGGUUUAUUGAAAGCUGUUCCCUAAGCCUCACCUUUGUCAGAAUUUCAUCCAGACCAAACAAGUGGUUUCUCUUCCAAGAAGCUGUAACUUUCAUAAUGUAUGUUUCAAGAAAACUAAAACACUUGUUUUAUAAUUUGAUGCCUCUGUGAUAGGUCUUUUUUUUUUAAAAAAAAGAAUACUUCAGCAAUGGCCAGGCUGCCUGUUUUAUGGUGCUGAAUGUACAAUGGUCUUCACAAGCAGUAAAUGCUUGGGUAGAAGUUUUCCCGCUGGGCUUUUCUACAGGGUAGUAAACGGGGAGGGGGAAAGCCCCAUUGCACCCACUGGAGAACAGAGAUGUUCCUCUGUUAUUGCGAUGUUUUGGGUUUCUUUGGGUUUCCUAUGUAAAUAUGGAAAUGUAAAAGUUGUUUUUUUAAAAGGGAUGUGACUAAGAGAAA
Anolis sagrei ordinatus is the source of this 1974-nucleotide messenger RNA. NCBI's taxonomy places the organism in Eukaryota, Metazoa, Chordata, Lepidosauria, Squamata, Anolidae. The record is from RefSeq and is a predicted model, not a curated record.